AUGGGAAGAGGACCAAAGAAACACUUGAAAAGAUUAGCAGCACCAUCCCAUUGGAUGUUGGACAAAUUGUCCGGAACUUAUGCUCCAAGAUCGUCUCCAGGUCCACACAAAUUGAGAGAGUCCUUACCAUUGAUUGUUUUCUUAAGAAACAGAUUGAAGUAUGCCUUGAACGGUAGGGAAGUCAAGGCCAUCAUGAUGCAACAACAUGUUCAAGUUGAUGGUAAAGUAAGAACCGAUGCUACAUUCCCAGCUGGUUUCAUGGAUGUCAUUACUUUGGAAGCCACUAAUGAAAGAUUCAGAUUAAUUUACGAUGUCAAGGGUAGAUUCACCGUGCACAGAAUUUCUGCUGAAGAAGCUGCUUACAAAUUGGGUAAAGUCAAGAAGGUCCAAUUAGGUAAAAAGGGUAUUCCAUAUGUUGUUACACACGAUGGUAGAACCAUCAGAUACCCAGACCCAUUGAUCAAGGUUAACGACUCAGUUAAGAUUGACUUGGCUACUGGAAAAAUCACUGAUUUCCUUAAAUUUGAUACCGGUAAAUUAGUCAUGGUUACUGGUGGUAGAAACAUGGGUAGAAUUGGUGUAAUUGUUCACAGAGAAAAACACGAAGGAGGUUUUGAUCUUGUUCACAUUAAAGAUGCUUUGGAAAACACUUUUGUUACUAGAUUAAACAACGUUUUCGUCAUUGGAGAAGAAGCUGGUAAACCUUGGGUUUCAUUACCAAAAGGUAAAGGUAUUAAAUUAUCAAUCACUGAAGAAAGAGACAGAAGAAGAGCUCAACUUGGUAUUUAA
Messenger RNA from Lodderomyces oxycetoniae, 789 nucleotides. RefSeq names its product 40S ribosomal protein eS4 (gene RPS4A). Gene Ontology annotation, biological process: translation. The record is from RefSeq and is a predicted model, not a curated record. Gene Ontology annotation, cellular component: cytosolic small ribosomal subunit; ribosome. The transcript has a single exon. Lineage: Eukaryota; Fungi; Ascomycota; Pichiomycetes; Serinales; Debaryomycetaceae. The coding region runs from base 1 to 789 and encodes 262 amino acids. Gene Ontology annotation, molecular function: RNA binding; structural constituent of ribosome.